UCUCCUAAUCCCAAAGCAUUGAUCCACUAACGUCUCAAAGUUUCACCUGAGGGUAACCUAUAAAAAACAAAUGUAAAAUUGCAAGUAAUAUACAUCUUUCGUGAAAAAUUUUAAUAAAACAAAGCUAUAAUUCAUGGCAAAAAUUUGCUUCUUAUAAACCUCAUUCUACGCCUAUGUAUUGUUUACAAAUUGUGAGUUUACUUACUUGUGGAAAGAAAUCCAAGAUUUAGCGGAUUCUGCACACUACAUAAGAAUUAACCAUAGCGUUUUAUUGUAAAAACAGUACAAAACACACUUAAAAAUUGGAAAAAUUACGGUCAGAAAAUGUGACAGUUGUCGACUGUCACAAACAAUAGGAAUCGACCAAUCACAAGCCUUGUCUCUUGUAAACACAUGCAGAGGUUAUGUAUGUUACACACAAACCAAGCCCAAACGAAAUUCUAUAUAUAUAUAUGAGUUCAGUGGUCACAAACAUUAGAAAACAUGGGAGAAUUUCAAAAAUGAUUUUAGUUUUUAGAUAAGAUAUCGACAUCGACAAGUAUACGCCCCCACCUCUUAACCUCAAUUCAUCAAUUUAUUCGUUUAGUUGACAACAAAAUGGUUAAAAAAUACCACGUAGAGGGAUACGACAACUUUUGCAAAUUUAUCGAAAACUUCGACAGGAAGGGCGAGUUGGUACACAUUUAUUUUGGGGGUUCGAAAUUACCAUCGGGGGAGAGUUGGUGCGAUGAUUGUGUCCGAGCCGCUCCUGUGAUUGAACAAGCUUUAGAGAAAACACAGUAUAAAGGACAUUUUAUUUAUGUUGAAGUUGGAGACAGGCCCUUUUGGAAAGACAUGAAUUGUCCCUUUAGGAAAGAUAAGAAGACAAAAUUGAUGGUUUUGCCAACAGUUUUGCGCUGGGAGGAACCCCAAAGACUUGAAGGGGAUCAAUGUGAGAAGCUUGAACUCCUAGAAUUGUUAUUUACUGAUGAAUAACCAAUUUAUUAUAUUUCCAUAACAAUAAAUCAUAUAAUAUCAUUA
Tribolium madens (black flour beetle) is the source of this 1020-nucleotide messenger RNA. RefSeq names its product thioredoxin domain-containing protein 17-like. Gene Ontology annotation, molecular function: protein-disulfide reductase [NAD(P)H] activity. The record is from RefSeq and is a predicted model, not a curated record. Lineage: Eukaryota; Metazoa; Arthropoda; Insecta; Coleoptera; Tenebrionidae. The coding region runs from base 598 to 975 and encodes 125 amino acids. The transcript is spliced from 5 exons. Gene Ontology annotation, cellular component: cytosol.